Puccinia triticina is the source of this 906-nucleotide messenger RNA. RefSeq lists its product as uncharacterized. NCBI's taxonomy places the organism in Eukaryota, Fungi, Basidiomycota, Pucciniomycetes, Pucciniales, Pucciniaceae. The record is from RefSeq and is a predicted model, not a curated record. Bases 1 to 906 code for a protein of 301 amino acids. The transcript is spliced from 4 exons.
AUGGACUCAAUCACUGAACAGUCGGAUAUGUUGAGAAGAGAGACCGAAGAAAUUGCUGGCAGCACUGCAGUGGAGACUGGCGACCCCGAAGAGCAGAAGCUCAGGCUCCUUCUCUGGGAUGCCAAAGCAGAGUUGUUUGUACAGGCUGUACAGCUGAAUGCCGAGCAACAACCGCUUAUCAACUCUAUGGGAUCUCGAAUUGGAACUCGAGGAAAAGAGAGAAUUAUCAAAGCAAUGCAAUCCCGACGUCCGGCAGUGAAGAAACUCAUCAAUCAAUUCAACCGAAUAUUCACAAACUUUAAGAACAAAUACCCCAACCAGCAGUUAUCCGACGCCGACGAUCACCCUCUUGUGUACGAGAACUUUUCUAAAUGGCCAAUGGACCAUAGAUUCUGGAGUGAUGGGCUGUACUAUCAUUCCAGUGCGCCUUGGGCUGUAGACCCUGAUGAACUAGCCCGGGCGAAAGGUUGGGCUGUUGCCCACCACACGCGUAUUCAAAACACCAUUGAUCAUAUUGGCACUCGUAUCGAUCAGCUUGCAAACAAUCCAAAUCUCGAGAUUGACUACAUUGACAGUAUUGUGUGCGGCAGAAUGGCGCGAGAGGCCAAAAUGAUGGUGAUCCGCGAUGAGUUACAACUGCGACUCAAAUCACACGAGCAACUGGUCUCAAGUUGGUUGGAGGACAUUACUUGGUUGUGGUCUCGCUGUCAACCUGCGAGCAAUCAACAUUCCAUUUCCGAAUGGCAUACUUUGAUUCAACAUAUUGAGAGGAACGAAUCUCAGCCUACAAUUCCUGAUGUGGACGAAGAUUUGGAAGAUGCGGUCCUUGACGUGAAUGUAGAUGAUGGGGAGGAUGUUGAACUUUUGGAUGAUGAAAAUGAUGAAAAUGAUGAAAAUGACACAUAG